AUGAAGACUAUCCUAGUUCUUGCCGCCCUGGUGGCGGUACUGUACGCCAAGUCGUUCACCAUGGAGACGCGUUCCUCAGGAUCACUCCGCGCUCGAUUGAUCGCUGCCAAUCUCUACCAGAAAUUCUUGGAAGAGGAGCACCUCCGCCGCUCUCAGGUCCUUGCCUCUGGAUCGCAGCCAUUCAUCGACUACGCUGAUGACUUCUAUCUCGGAAACGUCACUCUUGGAACUCCACCUCAAACCACCACUCUUGUGCUCGACACUGGAUCAUCCAACUUGUGGGUGAUCGACGCUGCCUGCAAAACUGCUGCUUGCAAUGGUGAACCAAACAGCGGCUACACCAAGCACAAGUUCGACACCACGAAGUCUACAACUUUCACCAAGGAAUCCCGCACCUUCUCCAUCCAGUAUGGAUCCGGAUCUUGCAACGGAUAUCUCGGCACUGACACCGUUUCAUUUGCAGGACUAACCAUCACGAAACAGGAAUUUGGUGUUGCCACCCACCUCGCCGAGGUGUUCGGAUACCAGCCAGUUGAUGGCAUCCUUGGUCUUGGAUGGCCUGCUCUAGCUGUGGAUAAGGUCACACCUCCCAUGCAAAACCUCCUCUCAACUCUGGAUCAGCCGCUGUUCACAGUUUGGAUGGACAGAAAGUUGACCAUCAGCAAUGGCGGAAACGCUGGUCUGAUUACUUAUGGAGCCAUCGACACCACAAACUGCCAAUCGCAGAUCAGUUACGUCCCUCUUUCCGCUGAGACUUACUGGCAGUUCCCCAUCCAAGGCUUCUCGAUCGGAUCCUAUUCGGAAACCAAGAAGGACCAGGUCAUCUCUGAUACUGGCACCUCGUGGAUCGGAGCACCAAACAACGUUGUCAGCGGUGUCGUUAAGCAAACUGGCGCCAAAUACGACUUCUCAAAUGAGCUCUACACUGUGGAUUGCUCUACAAUGAAGACUCAGCCUGAUUUGAUCUUCACCAUCAAUGGUGUCACGUACAACAUCCCAUCCGUAGAGUACGUGCUCGACCUUGGCCUCGGAAACGGAAAGUGCGCUCUGACCUUCUUCGGAAUGAAUUCUGGUGGUUUUGGACCGGCCUGGAUUCUUGGAGACACAUGGAUCCGCACCUACUGCAACAUUUACGACAUUGGUCAAAAACGAAUCGGUUUUGCCAAGGCUAACCACUCUGGACUCUAA
Necator americanus (New World hookworm) is the source of this 1188-nucleotide messenger RNA. RefSeq lists its product as uncharacterized. Gene Ontology annotation, biological process: proteolysis; cell death. NCBI's taxonomy places the organism in Eukaryota, Metazoa, Nematoda, Chromadorea, Rhabditida, Ancylostomatidae. The transcript has 8 exons. The record is from RefSeq and is a predicted model, not a curated record. Gene Ontology annotation, cellular component: lysosome. The coding region runs from base 1 to 1188 and encodes 395 amino acids. Gene Ontology annotation, molecular function: aspartic-type endopeptidase activity.